Molecule: messenger RNA, 2436 nt
Organism: Gasterosteus aculeatus aculeatus (three-spined stickleback)
Lineage: Eukaryota; Metazoa; Chordata; Actinopteri; Perciformes; Gasterosteidae
Product: caytaxin
Biological process (GO): apoptotic process
Cellular component (GO): cytoplasm
Source: RefSeq, a predicted model, not a curated record
GGAGAGAGAGAUUGUGUGUGUGUGUGUGUGUGUGGGAGGAAUAUGCUGUUGCCAGGGAACAGCGUUGAACUAGAAACGUCCAAUUUUUCCAGCUUGCGGGAGGAUUGAAACAUGUUACAUCAUGGAAUCAAAAUAUUCUGAACGAGGGGCGAAAGACAACAGCUGAUCCCGACUCCCUGCAGCCAAAGAGAAUCUUUGAGAAGGUACGCAGGUGUGAUUACAUAACCACCACAACACCAUACGGGUGACAUCACCACAUCAGGAUUAGAGCCCGGGGGCAUUAGUGGUGGGAGAGGGAGGAGGAGGGCAGUGGCAGGAUUCAGCGGAGACGAGCAGGAGUGGAUAUAAAGAGUGAGCAUCAGAACACGAGCUGAAGGCGCAGUGCGAGGAUUAUCCGCAUUCCAAAGUGGGAUCUGAUUCGCAGACGGGACUGAAACCAUGAGAGCUGGAUGGCGUUUGAUGUGUGAUGACCCUGACUUUCCUAACCGUCCUCUCCGCAGGAGGAUUCAAUUUCUCUCUCAGCCUCCAGUGGAAGCAUAAGCGAGGAGCAAGAAGCAUCCAGCAGCACUCCAGUGGCGCACCUGCAGAUGUGGAGAAGGAUCGCCCUCAGUCUGCUCUGGCAGAUCUACGCAGUAGGAAGACAAUAACGAGAGACAUCUGAGGGCCAAACAGGGUAGCCUUCAGGAGGAAGUCUUCCUAAUUGCACAAGGUGAAGCCGGUCCUCCCUGAGAGAGGAUGGGCACCGCAGAGGCCACUUUACGCAUGGACAGCAUGGAGGUUAAAGAUGAGUGGCAGGACGAAGACUUCCCCAGGCCGCUACCAGAAGAUGGAGUUGAUUCUUCAUGUGGCCUCACUGACCACAGAACCAAUCCUCCCACCACCCUGAACGUCGGCGAGUCCCUGGCCCAGCGCAAGCGCCGCACUCUAGUCGCCCCCGACAUGAACCUCUCCCUGGAUCAGAGCGAGGGGUCGGUGCUCUCUGAUGAGUUUCUGGAAACGCCCAACGACCUGGACAUCAACCUAGACGACAUUGAGACUCCCGAUGAAACCGACUCUCUGGAGUUCAUCAACAAUGGCAACGACCUGGAGUGGGAAGAUGACACUCCUGUGGCCACGGCCAAGCGUCUUCCAGGUGAAAGUGAAGAGGAGAGAGACUCAUCUGGUCGCCUGUGGCGAACAGUGAUCAUCGGCGACCAGGAGCAGAGGAUCGACAUGCUGGUCAUCAGACCAUACCUGAGGGUCGUCACACAUGGAGGUUAUUAUGGUGAGGGUCUGAAUGCCAUCAUCGUGUUUUCCGCGUGCUACCUUCCUGACAGUGGCUGCGAGGACUAUACGUACAUCAUGGAGAAUCUCUUCCUGUACGUUGUGAGCAGCCUGGAGCUGCUGGUGGCAGAAGAUUACAUGAUUGUCUACCUGAACGGAGCAACGCCUCGCAGGAAGAUGCCUGGCAUCAGCUGGCUGAAGAGAUGCUACCAGAUGAUCGACAGGAAACUGAGGAAAAAUCUUAAGUGUCUCAUCAUUGCUCACCCAACGUGGUUCAUCCGGACCGUCCUGGCCAUCUCGAGACCUUUCAUCAGCGUGAAGUUCCUGGAUAAGAUCCGUUACGUUCACACCCUGGACGAGCUCAGCCAGAUCAUCCCCAUGGAGCAUGUGCAGAUCCCCGAGUGUGUGCUGCAGUACGAUGAUGAGAAGAUACAAGUACAAAGAGAAAGACUUCAGCAAGAGAAGCAGCAGAAUAACUCUACGCAGCCUAAAGAAAGGCCAAAGUCAAUGAUAGCAGAGCUUGGUCAUGACAUCUGACAUUAAGAGGUGUAAAAUGAAGAGCCAAUGGGGGACGUUCCUGCCGACACAACCAUCACGCGGGUGUUGCACUAGAUUUAAUCUCCUGACUGGAUCCGUUAGCUGCAAGACAAUCCCUUUUCAAAUAAUACAUUUUCGGCAAUACGAUUGCUUCAAAUAAAAAGUUAAUAUGCUCCAGAGUGUUACACAAUGAAGCUAAAUGAAAAGGUAUUUGCAUGUUAAGUUGAGUUUAAUUUACAGCAUGACUUUAGGUAAAUGAAUGAAAAGACUCCAUCUUAGUCAGACAAGGCUGAGAAUAUCGUCCGUUCCAAAGUGUACAUACUUGUAUAGAUAUUUUCAAGAAAGGUGUUUGCACAGAUAUUUCUUUCUUUUAAUAUGAGUGGCAUGGUUAUUGUUUGAUUUCAUGGGAGUUUACCAAAAAUUAAUGUGCAAUGAUAUUGUCUUCUACAGUAGAUGUUACUGAUGCAAACGUGUGUUACGGUCUUCAACUUUUCCAGAGUUUGAUAUGCAGGUGGCAUGCUUGUAUACCAAAUCUGUCUUAUUUAUUUUUGUUAUUUCUCAUCUUUCAAAAUGUACUUUUACAAGAUGGAAAUCGUACAUUGUUGAAAAUCAAAUAUAUUUGAAGAAAGAGUCAAA